Molecule: messenger RNA, 234 nt
Organism: Ilex paraguariensis (yerba mate)
Lineage: Eukaryota; Viridiplantae; Streptophyta; Magnoliopsida; Aquifoliales; Aquifoliaceae
Source: the annotation of a GenBank genome assembly
CUGAUCGAUCGAAGAAGGUUUACCUCAAGAGAAGGGACUUCCAGUCACAUUUCGACGAAGAAGCCUACGUACAAAUCUGUCCUUGAGAGGCCACGAGUCACUGAUUUAGUAAGAAAGUGUGCGUGCCCAACAAUUGCGGAUCAGAUAGGGAAACUGGUCAGAGAUGAAGUCGUAACCUACUUCUACAUUCUCCUCUACAUCGCCCUCUCCAGCGGCCAAAUCUUCUUCAACAAG